AAAUUUGCUUACUCAAAUUUUACAACGAGUAAAGAAAGGAAAAUAUAUUACAGCUUACUAUUUACUUAGAGCAAGAAUCAAUGAAGAAGGACUUUUAGUAAAUAUAACUAACGGAUUUGUGAUUGGACAAUCUACAGAAAUAAUAUGGAAAAGUUUUACACCUGCCGAAAAAA
Messenger RNA from Racocetra persica, 173 nucleotides. The record is from the annotation of a GenBank genome assembly. Lineage: Eukaryota; Fungi; Glomeromycota; Glomeromycetes; Diversisporales; Gigasporaceae.